This is a messenger RNA of Cannabis sativa, 996 nucleotides long. RefSeq lists its product as uncharacterized. Lineage: Eukaryota; Viridiplantae; Streptophyta; Magnoliopsida; Rosales; Cannabaceae. Gene Ontology annotation, molecular function: cysteine-type peptidase activity. Gene Ontology annotation, biological process: proteolysis. The coding region runs from base 114 to 848 and encodes 244 amino acids. The record is from RefSeq and is a predicted model, not a curated record. The transcript is spliced from 3 exons.
UUUAUGUUUCAUUUUUUUAAAAUGUUAGGCAUGAUAAGGAGAAGGUUUACUUGAAGGGUAAGGAUAAGAUUGUUCCCCCUUUUCGUUUUGGCGUGGAAGAUGUUGCAACCAAGAUGUGGUUCCACAAGCUUGCAUAUCCUGGCCAAUGUUUGACUAAUUCUCAUCUGGACAUCAUUUUUUACUAUCUACGUAAAAAAGGAAAGUAUGCAAAGGAGCCAAAGGUUAAGUUCACAACCACCGAUUGCUUAUUCUUCAAAACCAUUCAUGCUUUGUAUGAAAAAUUUAUUGCACAGAAAAAAAAUCUUUCUUUGAUAACUGCCCAGCAUGCCAUUGCUGAUUAUAUAAGAGGUAGAAAAAUGUUAUGUGGUUCCCCUUGGCAUUUGUGCGAUCAUGUUUUCUUUAUCAUCCAUAUGGAGACUGAAUCACAUUGGAUUCUUGGUCGAUUGAAUAUUGAGGAAAGGCGUGUGUACAUGUACAACUCCUUGUCGACUGCUAUGAAAGAUAGUGCUGCUAUCAAAGCUUGUCAGCCAUUUGCGGUGUUGUUGCCCCACUUUUUUGCUUUGUUUGAUGAGUUCAAAAAGGAAAACAAACCGGUUUGUUUAGACCCUUUCGAAGUUGUUAAGGUUGAUGGUUUGCCUCAACAAACCUCGAAUGACUGUGGUUGUUUCGUUGCAUCGUUCGCCGAAUACUUUAUUGAUAUGAAACCGAUUCCUCCCAUAUUUGAUGUUGAGAAACACCGUGAUAGGCUUGCUGUGUUGUUCUAUAAGUAUGCUCGCAUGAAAGAAGUGGAAUUUAUUGAUAGUGAAGAUGAGGCUCCUCCAAAGGGUCCAAAGAAGAAUUUGUCUUAGUUAUCUAUUGGUUGUUGUUGGAAAUACUACUUUUUUUUAUGUAGCUUUUUUUUUUUUUCUAUUACCAGAUUAUGUUCAUAAUCAUAGACAAGUUGUUGUUUCUAUCAUGUUUUUUUCUUAAUUGGAAUUGGUUUUUAAUUUGUUCAUA